Silurus meridionalis is the source of this 1397-nucleotide messenger RNA. RefSeq names its product transmembrane protein 176 (gene tmem176). The transcript has 8 exons. Gene Ontology annotation, cellular component: membrane. Bases 184 to 753 code for a protein of 189 amino acids. Lineage: Eukaryota; Metazoa; Chordata; Actinopteri; Siluriformes; Siluridae. The record is from RefSeq and is a predicted model, not a curated record.
GUGACUGUGUGUGUGUUUCAUCAAGUUUCUCUCGGGUUUAUUUUUUUGCUCUCUCGACAGUGUAUUGGUGAGAGUUUGGAGAAGUCUUAAGAUCUCAACCCUUUAGUCACUGGAAAGAGGAGACCUGUGACUCUUUUGUUUUUAAACACACACAGACACAGGGAGAAUAUGCACUGACCAAGAAUGGCAUUAACAGUGGCGAGUGACUUGACUGUCAGUGUAGCCUCAGAUCAGAAUGUUAAUAAAUUAACAGACAAACAGGAGGCACUGAAGAAGAGCAUAAAGAAAGGAGACCUCAAAUCAAUAGGGAUUUCCCAGGUCAUGCUUGGAUUUCUGAUCAUCUCUUAUUCAGUGCCACUGCUCUCUGCCAAAAUAACAGAGGUUGUUACGUUUGGCGUGCCGUGGUGGAGCGGCAUAUCUUUUCUCAUUGCUGGUGCUAUUGCUCUUGUAAUGGAUAAACAUGACAGCAUUUAUUCGGUUUUUGCAUGCAUGGCAUUCACAGCGUUGGCUGCAGUCAUCUCAGUCAUUGCCAUAAUUCUUUACAGUGUUGAUAUAAUAAGGAACCCACAAAGUACUUGCAAGUUUAACCCAUCAACUACCUGUGAUGAUUUAUAUUACUCCACGAGAGUCAGCUUAGAAGUGAAGUCAAUUCUCCUAUUCCUCAGCAUGGUGCAGGCUGUCAUCUCCUCUGCUUUCGCAUGUAUUCUGUACAAAGAAAAGAACAGUUCUUACAACUACCUGUUUAUGAAAUAAGGAUGUCCUGUGAACGAAAAAAAAAGAUGGCUCUGGAUUCCAAACAACCAGUCACCACACACCUUUAUUUUUUACAUAUUCCUAUAAUACACAGGCUCAUUUAUUUUAGAUCUAUUGUAUUGUAUAAUGGACAGUAUUAUUUUGAUGCAUUGGAAAUGUAACAUCUUAUACAGUAAGCUACAGUCAGUAAAUAUUUUGUAUUAAGAGUUGCAUUCAAACUGUGUUCUAGAAGAGUACAUUUCAGCUGCAUGCAGAGUUCUGGUCUGUUUAGCUUUUUUUCUUGAAUGUACAGUUCAAGCUUUGUUGUGUCCACUCUUGCAGCUGGUGGCCUUUAACCUUCCAAAAUUCUUCUUUAAGUCCCCGAUGAAUUUCUCUCUCAUAGCAACAGAAAUACUCACUGUAACAGGAAACCGAGCACAAUGUCUGUACAGUUCGCCAAAUCAAGAAAAAAAAAAUGCGUACAUUCAGAUAUUGGCUAACACUUGUUAGCACACCUGUUUUGAGUUGUUUGUCUUUCCUAAAAUGUAUUGAUUUGUCUUUGUAUGGGAAUUUCAGAAAGGAAAAUGUCAUAGGGAGUUUCAUAUAAUGCAUUUACAAUGUAAUAUGUUGUCUAUAUAUUACAAAUAAAAAAGUCUAUAAUUAUA